GUCAAACUCUGAGCUGCCAGUGGCACAUUUCCUGUUGUUGACAGGCAAAGAGAACAGCAGAGCCUGCGCUGAGCUGCGUGUAGGGACUCGCAUUUUAUCAGCUGGAGUGCACACAAGACACUCUGAGAGCACCCUUUCACAGGAAGAGCUGCUAUCACUUCUCAGAUACACAGACGCAGAGGAAGCACUGACACUGAACCACUUACCAACGGCCCAGAAAGAGGAGCUGCUCCACAGAUGGACUGACUCCCUCCAUCAAGAGUCUGACUGAUGAAAACAAGUGGGAUCUGCUUUGUUUUUUUGUUAUAUUUUCAUCUGAUCUGAGUGUAUCCAGGAGGUGUUAUGGUUCUGUUCUACAUGGGAUCAGAUAAAACCUCAUCUACAGUUAUGCAGCCUGAGGACCCUGUUCGCCAGGACAUGCAGUUCUACUAUGUGGGUGACCAUACGUGGGCCACCAUGCUGGGGCAGAGCGUGAGGCUGCAGCCGGUUUCCAUCCAAAGCCUCUCAGAGCUGGAGAGAGCACGUCUGCAGGAGGUGGCCCUUUACCAUUUGGAAAGAAGAGACUUGGACUUUAAGAUCAGCAUCCCUAGAGAGAUUCGUAAGAGGAGGAAAUCAUUACGGAGAAAGUUUGACUCCUUCUCAAAAGAAAAGAAAGAGCGAGAGUCUGCGGCCAAAGCAUUCGGUAUCCCUCUCUCCCAGGUAAUCGCAAAUGAUCGUGCAUACAAGCAGCGUCAGGAUGCUCUAAAAGAGAGUCGACGGGACUGUCUGGACCUGGAAGCCAGUGUUCUUCACUUCCGGGCCGAGAAAUGGCAGCACAAUGGAAACCGGCCAAUGGGCAAUGCAGCUUUAUUACCUGGUGCUGCCUCAACAACAGCAAUAGAGGUCCACAGCAAACCUCCCUCAUCAGCGUUCAUGGACAACAACUCACGCACACACAGACGGGGAGGGAUGUCUGUAGACUCCAUCUCUGAUCUGGUUGAGAGUCAGUCCAGACUACUGGAAGCUCUGCAGCUCUCCCACCCUAAUGAGCUGGAGAUGAAAAAGGCUGCUGGUCGUACACAGGCCAAACUCAGUCUCAACCCCAUCUACAGACAAGUUCCCCGAGUGGUAGAGCGCUGCUGUAACCACAUUCAGACCUACGGAUUACAAACUUUAGGGGUUUUCCGUGUAGGCAGCUCCAAAAAAAGAGUUCGUCAACUGCGCGAGGACUUUGACAUUGGGAUAGAUGUCGUCUUAGACGAGGAACACAGUGUUCAUGACGUGGCUGCAUUACUAAAGGAGUUUCUGAGGGAUAUGCCUGACCCCUUGUUACCACGAGAACUCUACCGGGCGUUCCUGCACGCUAACCAGUUGAGAGGGGCAGAUCAGUUGACAUACCUGCAGCAGUUGUUGUACUUGUUGCCACCCUGUAAUUGUGACACUCUGCUGAGGCUCUUGACGCUACUUCAUACAGUUCAGGAGAACGCAAAAAGCUCCACUGGACCUAACCAGCAGGAGAUCUCAGGUAACAAGAUGACGGCAGCAAACCUGGCGGUGAUCUUUGGGCCCAAUCUCCUGCAGAAAGAGAGAGGAUCAGAGAGAGAGCUCAGCCCUCAAGCUCUGGGCAUAGAGGACAGCACCGCCGUCAUCUCUGUCACCCUAAUGCUCAUCCAGAACCACCAAAACCUCUUCAUGGUGUCUGCUGAGCUGCAGCAGGAGGUGCUCAUGAGCCUCAUUCAGACGGACCCUGAUGUCAUUGACUAUCUGCUGCGCAGGAAACUCAGUAGUAGCAGCCUGACGAUGGAGACGGACUCUGGUGGACGGAGGGACACACAAGCAUCUCUGGACUCUGUGGGUCAGUCCAGUGAUGACCUUUCAUCCCUGGAGCCACUGUGUCCUCUUUAUCCAGAGACAUCUGCGAUUGGAAGUCUGAGCAGUGAGGUCUUCCUCAAUGUUCUCCAUCUUAACACUAAUAGGAAACGUUCCUCUGAGGUUCCACCCAAGUCCAUUGGUAAAAUGAGGCAGUUUCAUUCCCACCACAACCUGCUGAGUCUGGCCCAGUCUUCCUCUAAUGCACAGAGCGACGAAGGAGAGCUCCAGGAGCAGAGGCAGUGCGGUUCAAGACAGACCUGCUCAGAGGAGCGACUUCAUUUCAGUCUGGGGCGGCAGGACAGUGGCUCGCAACCCCAGAGUCCUAGAGAGAGGGGGAUCUGGGUGCGACAGAGCUCCAACGCCUCAUCCACGACGUCAGACGACAGCAAGCCGCCAAGCAACUUCUGGGACUUUUUCACUGGCAAGAUACCUGUUGUCAGAAGAAGCCCUUCGCUGCAAAACUUCCUCAACGACCAUUCACAGUCUGAGAAAAAUUAGGUGGAAUGGAAGACUUUGAAGAAUGGGAUAUUUUUGCUAACUUUUGAGCAUUUGGAGAACAUGCUCUGAACUCAUGGCAUCACUGAACCACAAGGGGGUGAUAUUUACUGGUGUCAACAUUACAUUGACAUUAAAGUUGCAUAUGACUAGGUCCUGUCCAAGUAUCUGAAAUGACUUAUAUUAAUGAUGGACUCACUCUGUUGGUUUGGAUUAAAAUUAGGAUUUCCUCCAAUAAGGGUGAAACUGUUCAGAGUGAACAUUGUCAUUUUUAUAGCUGGCAGUCUAAUACAAACUCUAAUCUCACUGUAAUACCAAAUCAACCUACCAAUCUUAAAAAUAAAAAAUCAUUUUUUUUUUUUUUUUUUUCAUGAUUUUAUAAAAUUUUAAAUUCUUUUAAAAUUAUGUAUUGUCAAGGUGCAUUCAGUAGUUCUUUAGCCAAUGUAGAAUUACUGUUCUUUGUGUAAUCAAGUAUUGGUGUUACGUGCUAUGGAGGCCACAAAAUAAUAAUAAAAACAAUAAAAGCUAAUCUCGACUUUUUAUCUGACAUUUCUGAUUUCUUCUUCUCGCAAUUGCAAGUUUAUGUCUCACAAUUAUGAUUUUUUUUCCCCUCAGAAUUGCAAGAUAAUGUCUCUCAAUUUAGACUAACUUGCAACUGCUUGUUUAUAUCUCACAAUUCUGAGAGAAAAAAAAAGUCAGAAUUGUUAGAUAUAAACUCGCAAUUGCAAAAAAAAAAAAAGGAAUUAUCCGAUAAAAAGUCGCAAUUAUACUUUUUUUUUUUUAUUAUUUUUUAAUGUAUUCUGUGACAGAAACAAUAAUGUGCCCUGCUACAAGUGGAGUUGGAAAAACGUAAAUACGACUUCCGAGCAAAUGAAUGACCGAGCAGUCAUAUUUACAUGUGGGGAAAUUUGGGAUUCUAGAUGAUACACGAGUUGCCGAGCUGUGACGUUGAAAGGGGCGUGUCGAUUUGAAACACUGCAUAAAUAUCAUAUAAUAUUCAUAAUCUAUAUAUAGGAAUAAGUGAGCGGAAAGCAACUCUGUAGUGAAUGGUCACUCAACAGUUUGCUCCACAUUUAGUUGUGAUACCAUGGAUAAAUAAGUGAUAGAAAUUAAUAUUUUUCAUAAUUUUAAAUUCAAAUGUAGUUAGUUGUGUUUAUUGUUUACAAUAUAAUUCUUUUGUUUUGUUUGUUAUGUUCCCCACUUGAACGCUUGACAUGUAAUGGUGAGCAACCAAUUCGGAUGAGAGGGUGCACGAUGAUCGUCUCUGAGUUUUAUGUAAAUAACACCGAUUCUAGUGAGUUUUAGAAAGCGGUCUACACAAUAAAUAAUUCCCUUACCUGCCCAACAAAAAGAAUAAACGUGGGCAUAGCUACUCAGGGUUUUGUCCGUCAUCAAAUCUUUCCACCUUUACGGUCGUUUUUUGUCUUUGGCUUCAGACAUUUUCUGCUUCUUCAUCCGUACAUUCAACGUUGUCUUCGCUUGUAAAGUACGAUAAGAAGUGUUCCGUCGUCGUCUAAUUUCGCAUCACCAAACAACAUUAUGCUACUAGCGUUUCUACCAGGUUUCUACAGAGGCGGCAGCCAAUGAGCGAGAGGAUAAUCUUCGUCGUUUUUCAACAUGGCGAAAUACAUCGAAGGGGUGACCCGCUUAAUACACAUUUAAAACUUUUGAUAGAAAACUAUUGAGCGCAAUCCUCAUUUCAUGUGAGUGUACAACAUUAAAAUGACUUAACAUAAACACAAUAUAUUUCUUAAUGUGUAUAAAAUCUUUUUAAUUAGCAUCAAACUACUGAAUGCACCUUUAAGAUGCAUUUACACUGCAUUGAUUGUCAAUCUCUAAACAGUAGAGUUAAGGAAAGAACAUUAAAGGACUAGCAUGAUAAACUCUUACUUAAAGUGUUUGCAAAAUAUAUAUAUUUUUUGUGAAAAGUUACCUUCCUGAAAGUGGAAGCUAUGAUUGCUUGAAGUCAGGUCAGUGUUGCCCAGUUUAAUGACAUCAUAAAGAAACAAGAGACCAUAUGAACCCCCUUGAGGUGGUUGAUGUGUUUUUGUUUGUUUUUAUUUGGGACAUGGUGAUCCAGUCCCAUCUUUCAUCCACACUGUCCACUCCACUCCAAAACCAGAUUAUUCAGCUGGUUUACAAUUUGUACAUUGCUUUAUCGAAAGUGCACUUUUUUCAAACCCAGUAUGGAAUAAACAUUGUUACAAUGUUAUGGGAAGAGGCGGAAUGAAUCACAACUAAUGUUAGCACGAUGUAGCAUUAGAUUGUGUUUGUGUCAUGUUUUAAUGUAGCUGAUGUCUGUCUGCUAAUGCCAACACUCAGGGUGCUGUUACUGUGAUCAGUGCAUUGACUGUUUCUAUGACUAGUAACAACUCAAGCUUGCAGCGAUAAUCUGAUAAUUCCAACAUUAUCACCCUUACAUUUUUGCUUCAACCAUCUCUCCACAUAACAUACAACAGACCUUGUGUCCAAAUAAGGGACGAAUUAGCAAAUGUAUAAAAAUGGAAAUGUCAAAGAAAAGUUAAUAUAACAUUUAUAAUUACACAUAAAUAAAUUUAUGAAAUAAAAGAGCCAAAAUAAAAGAAACAUUCCUUCCCCUGUAACUACUAGCUCACAAGCCAAUUUCGAAAAUAAAAUAUCCAGUUAACUCA
Ctenopharyngodon idella (grass carp) is the source of this 4997-nucleotide messenger RNA. RefSeq names its product Rho GTPase activating protein 36 (gene arhgap36). The coding region runs from base 343 to 2349 and encodes 668 amino acids. The record is from RefSeq and is a predicted model, not a curated record. Gene Ontology annotation, biological process: signal transduction. Lineage: Eukaryota; Metazoa; Chordata; Actinopteri; Cypriniformes; Xenocyprididae. The transcript is spliced from 13 exons.